This is a messenger RNA of Ricinus communis (castor bean), 2231 nucleotides long. RefSeq names its product LIMR family protein At5g01460. Lineage: Eukaryota; Viridiplantae; Streptophyta; Magnoliopsida; Malpighiales; Euphorbiaceae. The transcript has 14 exons. The record is from RefSeq and is a predicted model, not a curated record. The coding region runs from base 343 to 1872 and encodes 509 amino acids.
AAAUAAAUUCUUUUAAAGAAACGCCUAUUGUUCCCUCUGGACAGCCUGUGUUCGAUAAUACUUACAUCCAUAACGUACAAUUACCUUUUACCCAAACCCCCACUUUCCGUCUCGAGUCAUCUACUAAGGACAUAAGUGUCAUUUCACCUCUCAAAAGAGUCAUCCACCUCAACAAACGACCUCACCGGACCCGAACAUUUCCCUUUUUCCCCCUUUUCUCCUGAAAGAAGAACCAGAUCGAAACAUUUCAAAACUUUCUUUUUGCCUUUUUCUGCUUUCGAAAUAAAAACCCUAACUUCUCAAAUCUAAUUUUUCUCAAUCGAGAGUUUUUGAUAAGACACAAUGGGCGAUUUUAAUCUCGCUCUAGUGAUUGUGGCUAUAGUUGUAUGCAUUGUGGUUUUGUUAUUCAAUGUUUACCUUCUCGUCAAUUAUCAACAUCCAGAUGACAAAAACCAAGCCUAUUUUCCUAAAUUCGUCGUCGUUUUAGGCCUCUCCGUAGCCCUCAUUUCUAUAUUAAUGUUACCGGCGGAUGUAGCAAACCGGCAAGCUUGUCGCCACGCGAUUUAUAAUGGUGCCUGUAAUCUCACUCUCCCGAUGAAAGAUCUAUGGAUCGCUGUCUAUAUCAUCGACGCCGUGCUCGUCUUCUUUAUAAUUCCCUUCGCCAUGUUUUACUAUGAAGGCGACCAGGACAAGAGUGUUGGUCAAAGGAUAAAAAGCGCGUUAGUGUGGGUGAUAACAACGGCUAUUGUAUGCGGUCUCGUGCUUGGCAUUUUAUAUGGGCUAGUUGGAAAGGUGGACUUCACUGUCAGGCACCUCUCUUCAACUACGACUAACUUUCCAAGUACUUGGGAGUUCUCUAGUGGCCAACCAUGUAUUGGAAGUGGUGCACGCCAGUGCUCUGCGUACCUUGCCAAUGCUUCUUCAGAGAAAACAUGGAGCAUGCGCACCACAUUUCCAGAAUAUGUUGUUGCUCUGGCUACAAUUGUUGGAUCUGUACUUUUUGCGAUAUUUGGCGGUGUUGGUAUUGCUUGUUUACCAUUGGGACUUAUAUUUUCAUUCAUCCGCCGUCCGAAGGCUGUUAUCACUCGUUCACAGUAUAUUAAGGAAGCAACUGAACUUGGUAAAAAAGCAAGAGAGUUGAAGAAAGCAGCUGAUGCACUUCAUCAGGAAGAAAGAAGUGGUUCGAAGGGCAGAAAAUGGCGUAAAAAUGUGAAGGCAGUAGAGAAGGAAUUGUUUCAAUUGGAAGAAGAUGUAAAGUUGUUGGAAGAGAUGUACCCUCAAGGAGAAAAGGCCGAGACAAGUUGGGCUUUGACUGUUCUCGGGUACUUGGCCAAACUAGUGUUGGGGAUCUUAGGGUUGAUUGUUUCAGUGGCUUGGGUAGCUCAUAUCGUCAUAUAUCUGUUGAUUAGCCCACCUCUUUCUCCAUUUUUGAAUGAGGUUUUCAUCAAGUUGGAUGACGUUUGGGGUCUUCUGGGUACAGUGGCGUUUGCAUUCUUCUGCUUCUAUCUUCUGCUUGCAGUGAUAGCUGGGGCAAUGAUGUUGGGACUGAGAUUAGUUUUCAUCACAAUUCAUCCCAUGAAGUGGGGAGGCACUCUGAUGAACUCCUUUCUUUUCAAUGUUGGACUUAUUCUUCUAUGCUCCAUUAGUGUGAUUCAGUUUUGCUCUACAGCAUUUGGCUACUAUGCUCAAGCAACUGCUGCACAGGAAAUUUUUGGCCACACAUUGCAGUCUCUACGAGGAAUUAAGUAUUUAUACAAGUAUAAUGUUUUUCAAUAUGCAUUUAUUGUUCUGGCGGUUGUGACCUUGCUGUUAUAUGCUGCCUUUGGAUGGAGAAGAAAAAAGCCAACUGGCAGAUUCCAGCUUUCCUCCUAAGGCAUGCUUUUAAAUAAAAGUUGGAGCCCUUAGGAGUUUGCAGGUGUAUGAUCUCUUGGGGAGUGUUGUUUCAUAUUUGGAUGGAUGUCUAUGGCCUAGUUUUGCUUUUGUCAGAAGUUUUAGAGGUAGGCCUGCAUCAUCUUCGUAAAUUGGGUGGCUGUGGUGGGAGUGCAGGGUGAGUGCUCCUGCUGUUUCUGCUUGUUAUCCCCUUUUGUAUGUAUUAUUCUUUGUUUGGUUAAUGUUAUUCACUGGCUUGGGCAUGUACGAGUAAUCUUCAGCGCACCCGGGAAAUGCGUUUGUAUAACUUCUUUUGAUGUAAUAUAACCAUUGGGAGCAAACAGAUCUUACAGGUUAUUCCA